AUGUCUGCGUCACAGCCCGCCCCAGCGCCCCAAGCGCCCCAGCAGGGAGAUAACAAUGCUCGUAUCUCGCAGGCCUUGCAGGCCAUCUGGCGCAACCACUGGGGUAAUAUCAUCGACCUUUUCGCGCCAAACCUUGCCGCAUCCCUUCGAGACCAGGUUCUCAACGAGCUCACCGCCAAGCGGUAUGAGUGGUCAGGGAACCAGUUUUACCGAGGUGUGAUCGGGAUUGACAAGAUCAAGGAGGCGGACCUUCGAAAAUUAAAGCAGUGGAUGUACGGUGAUCAGGACACGACCGAUGCGACCUGGCGAGACACCCUACUCGGCAAGCCCGAGGAGGAGAGAAAGGCAGACCACAACGGUCGCACUGGCAGAGUGCAGAGCAAGUCCUCAUUCAUCGACCAAUGCAAGCUCAACUUUCUGCUGUCCCCUGAAGUUGAGGUCGACGAGGAUCCCUACUGGGCUGGCUUCCUUGAAGAGGUUGCUAAAGACCCUGACCAGACCAACCUCUAUGACACCGUCGUCGAACAGAUGCGCAUCAAGGAAGAGGAUGCAAUGAUGGAAGAGGACCUGGAGGGUGAGGAUAUCAAGAUGGAGGAGGACGUCGAGGACGUCAAGAUGGAGUCGCUAGAGGAGGCGGUGCGUCGCCUUCAGCAGGAGAACGACGCGCUGCGCCGUGAGAUUAAAUCAAGGGAGUAG
Messenger RNA from Diaporthe batatas, 696 nucleotides. RefSeq lists its product as uncharacterized. The transcript is spliced from 2 exons. The record is from RefSeq and is a predicted model, not a curated record. NCBI's taxonomy places the organism in Eukaryota, Fungi, Ascomycota, Sordariomycetes, Diaporthales, Diaporthaceae. The coding region runs from base 1 to 696 and encodes 231 amino acids.